GAUGAGGUGUAAGGUGGUGAUGGCGUGUCUUUCAGUUUCAAUUGCGAUUACGCUUGUUACGUUCGGCGGUGGCAUGAUUUCUACAAAUUACCCUGCUCUCCUCAGAAUAUAUAGACAGCCACAAUCAGAGAGGACGCAAGGACCGAACCCGGCGCUAGGAUUAAAAUGGAACGAAAUAACCGAGGUAGAAAGAAAAGAUGCCGCCAGACAAACAUGUUCUCCGCAUUCACAAAGUGAACAUAAUGGUUUCAAAACAGGGGACAGCAUCGAAACGAUCCUGGGUCGUAUCAAUUCGACAGAUCCAAAUUGGACUAAAAAAGUUGACAAUUGCUACACCUACGACGGGAAGCAGUCACCGAUUCCUGAGAGGUUGCUAGAGAAGAGACAGUGCCAAAAGAGAUUGCCAGUAGCCAUAGUCAUAGGCGUUAAGAAAGGUGGUACAGGUACCCUCAGUAGGUUCCUCGGUCUUCAUCCAGUCAUCUCCAUAACUAGGGAGAUGCCGUUCCCUGGAAAACAAGUCAAUGCUAGUUCUAUCACUAAAUGGAUCCAACUUAUGCGUUUCAGUAGUCCGUUCCAACUAACCAUGACAGAAAGUCCCGGUUUCUUUCAUUCUCAUUUGACCUUGGUCUUCCAAUCGUUCCUAUCGUCCAGUGUCAAGUUUUUUGUCAUCUUACGGGAUCCUGUUGAUAGGGCAAUCUCAGAGUACCUCCACUACGUAGCACAUUCCAACGCUCCCAAAGAUCGACCCUUUGACGUGAUCUACAAGAACGUCAGGAUCCAGGAAACGUUCGAAAAGACAAUACUGGAACCUGGCGGUGAUAUUGUUGUAUCAAAGUUCACAUGGCUAGGGCUGUAUAUCAUUCACAUACAAAAAUUACUGAAUUUAUAUGAGAGAGACCAAUUCAUGUUCAUUGACGGUGAUGCCUUUGCGAAAGACCCUUACCCAACUAUGUCGAAAGUAGAAGAAUUCCUUGGAUUACCAAAGUUCUAUAAACGAUCACACUUUGUAAAGUCCAAAACAAAGGGGUUCUUCUGUGCGCAAGUGCCAGAAAGACCCGAUUUCGGAUGUAUGAUCCCAUCGAAAGGACGCCCUCACCCCAACGUAUCUGAGGAUGUCUUGAGAAAGCUUCAGGACUUUUAUCGACCCUACAACAAAGCGCUUCGUGACCAACUUGGAUUGAACUUUUCUUGGAUUUAUAAAAAGAAAUAGGAGAUUGAUAUUGAAUAUGAAAAAUUGAAUACUUUUCCAGUUUUUAUCACUGUGAAUAAUACAAAUAUCAACCAAGGUUGGCUAGAUGACAUGCCACGUACAUCACAAAACUCUCACUAGGUAAUCGUAAUUUUAAAAGGGGUGGAGCAAAACACAAUUCGAUGAAAUAUUGAACAUAUACAAUCCCCUCAAUUUAGGCCAUCUUCAAUAUUUCGUCUUAACUUUCCAUUUUGAUGACAUGGAAUUCAGAGGCAUUAAAUAUGAACUCUCCCGGUGUGAAACUUGAUAGUCAAACAAAGUGAUAGUCCACAAAGCA
Molecule: messenger RNA, 1526 nt
Organism: Strongylocentrotus purpuratus (purple sea urchin)
Lineage: Eukaryota; Metazoa; Echinodermata; Echinoidea; Camarodonta; Strongylocentrotidae
Product: heparan sulfate glucosamine 3-O-sulfotransferase 1-like
Exons: 1
Coding region: 2-1210 (402 amino acids)
Molecular function (GO): [heparan sulfate]-glucosamine 3-sulfotransferase activity
Source: RefSeq, a predicted model, not a curated record